ACCCGCAGAGCUCAUCUCCGCAGAGGACUGCACAUAGCCUCUUCUCACCGCUACAACUCUGCAACAACUGUUGAACUUUUAGACCCCUUUUAGCGUUUUUUAGCCUCAAAAAUGGCCCCCAAGAAGAGCGCAGUCGCCAAGAGAGCUCGACAGAAGAGUGAAAGUAAAACUACCGAUAAGGAGGACAGAAGUCGGCGGGAGAACUCGGGUACAGCCGGCGGGGCGCUGGUGUGCUGUACGCCGCGCGGGUGUGGGGAGGGCGGCACGGUAACGCUAGACCAGAACAGUGCAGUGAGGAUGGUGUGUACCAACACCAAAUGUGACCAGGGUAAUCUAAUGCACAAGGCUUGCUUUGAGGCUUACGAGGAGUAUUUGCUGAAGAUGCUGGUGAAAAGCGGCCGGUCGAACCGUAUGCGCUGUACGGAUGCACAGAUGCGCCAAGGGCUGUGGACAAAAAUCUGGCAUAUCACCAGCAAGUUUAGUGUCUGUAACUGUGGCGGACAUCUAAGAAAGGACAUAGACUGGGAACCAGCAGAAGAGGAACCACAGGCUCCGGUACCCAAAGCAGGGAAAAAGAAGUCCACUGAAAAACCCAGUCUGGUGGGCUACUCCAACAGGAAAGGCACCAAGGGACAGACAAAGUCCAAACUUAUACAUCAUGUGAACAACAACAUCAAGAAAAGUGGUACGAUUCACAGUGUGAAGAAAGAAGAGGAACAAGCACAGACUGGUAAGAAUGACCAAUCGUAUCCUCCAGCACAGUCAUGUGACCUGUCACCAGAGUGCGAGAUUGGUGAUGAUGAUGAUGCAGAGCCUUCAGCCCUUUUGGGUUACCUUGGCUGUUCCAACAUACCUUACACCCUCCCUGUGGAUGAGCAUCCAGACUUCGGUUAUGAAACUUACGAUAUGCAUGCUGUUAGCUCUUCCAAUAGCUAUUCAUCCCUCCCCACCUCUACUGAGGAUAAUGAAAUCCACUGUUCCAACAGCCACCCUACCUCCCCAAACAGUGAGCUACCCAACUCCUUAGUGGAGUGCUUUGCUGUUUGGUGGGUGAAUGAAGGAUGGAGGGAGUGUGCAUUUUAUAUGGAACAGCAGGGUCUUAACAUGAAACACCUGAUCUCAGCACAUGAACUUGAGAUGACCUUGGAGCUGACCUCUGACCCUGCCAUCCCUGUUGCUAAGCAACUAGAACCAUGGUUACAGGAUGAAGGUUGGCAGGGAUUUGUGCAGCACUAUGCAGAGAGGUCAGAGGUCACUGAACUUGUAGGGUCAGAGUUCAGCUGGUAGAACCAGUUUAUCACAGUAUUUAUUAUUGAUACUAGUGUAGGCAAGUGUAGUUAUAGAUGUGCUAUCUUCAUUGCAUGAUUUUAGUCUUUAUUUUUUCCAGUAUUUGGUAUUUUUAAACUAACAUUACUUGUUUAUAUCUGACCUCAGUUCCCUAAGUUUAUAACUUGAAGUUUUCUUUUUAGCCUGUCUAGUACAGACUGUUGUAGCUGACUUGGAAUGUCAAUUUUCUUACUUCCUGUAUUGUUUGUAUCUGUAGAAAUGACACUCACAAUGAAGACAUCAGGGACCAAUCAGAACUGGAAAUAAUGGCCAUAUACUCAGGAGUAUGGAAGUUAUACACAGUAGUAUGGAAGUUAUACACAGUAGUAUGGAAGUUAUACACAGUAGUAUGGAAGUUAUACACAGUAGUAUGGAAUGUAACUUGAAUGUAA
Molecule: messenger RNA, 1718 nt
Organism: Branchiostoma floridae (Florida lancelet)
Lineage: Eukaryota; Metazoa; Chordata; Leptocardii; Amphioxiformes; Branchiostomatidae
Exons: 4
Coding region: 112-1287 (391 amino acids)
Source: RefSeq, a predicted model, not a curated record